Stylophora pistillata is the source of this 1702-nucleotide messenger RNA. Its product is annotated as major facilitator superfamily domain-containing protein 6. The record is from RefSeq and is a predicted model, not a curated record. Gene Ontology annotation, molecular function: transmembrane transporter activity. Gene Ontology annotation, cellular component: membrane. NCBI's taxonomy places the organism in Eukaryota, Metazoa, Cnidaria, Anthozoa, Scleractinia, Pocilloporidae.
AUGAUAAAGGAGGAUAAAAACAAUUCAAAUGUAAGGGAUAAUGAAAGCAAGACCACUAAGAGCUUUGAGGAUUGGCUCGGAGAAGAACUUCAAGUGAACAGGACGCUUUUAUGCUACAAAGCAUUUUAUUUCCUAUUUUUCGCUGGAUUUGGAGCGUCGUUUCCAUAUAUGGCACUGUAUUUCAAGCAGAUUGGUCUGAGCGCCAGCUCUGUUGGGAUACUGGCAGGAAUAAGGCCAAUUAUUCAAUUCAUAAGCGGGCCGUUCUGGGCAAUUUUAGCUGACCGGUUUAAGGCCAGGAAAGCAGUUUUGUUACUCUCAAUUUUUUCAUGGCUCAUCAUGACGUUGGCUCUCUUAAUUCCCACAACCCAUAAGACACAUUGCAAGGCCAUUAAGGAGAAUACUACCGAAGUUGAAUUGUCAGUGAGUCGACGGAAGCAGUUAGUCCAAUUUGGUGCUCAGAGAGAGAACACAGCAUCAACCUCCCGUGUGCGAGACAAUGUCGACAACGAAAAGAACAAUAUCAGAGUAAAUAAACAAAAUGGCGCAAAAGUACUCUUUCAUAUUUCUCCAUUUCAAACGUACUUCCUACCAAGCUCUCAUAAAGAGCCUGAUUUUGAAGUGGGCCAUCCCAACCCGAAGAUUUACGAAUUGGUUUAUGAUCAGACCGAAGUGUACCAAGUAUUUAUUUACUUAUUGAUGUUAGUUGUAGUCGGAGAGUUCCUUGAGGCGCCGACUUUCAUAAUGACCGAUGCUGCCUUGUUGCAGAAGUUAGGAGACGAAAGAAGGCAUUACGGAAAAACUCGAUUGUUUGGUUCGUUAGGUUUUGCGUUUGCUUCAUUAAUAGUUGGUGGGUUACUCGAUAGUACGGAGUACAGGUACUGUGGACGAGUUAUGAACGAUUACAGGUUGCUGUUUUAUUCAUUUGCCAUAGUCAUGGCUCUGGCAUUUGUAUUUGCAGCUUGGAUGUUUGAGUUUACCUACGAUGAAGCAGAAAAUAGUGAACACGGGGAAAACAUUGGCAGUACAAAGGAGAUCUUAACACUGUUGCUUAAAUUCCAGUAUGCAUUCUUUAUUACUAUAUCGUUUUUUCUUGGAUUCUCCAAUGGAUUAUUUUUCAACUUUCUUAACUGGUAUUUGGAAGACCUCGGAGCAAGCAAAUCAUUGAUGGGAAUUGCAACAGUUUUUCGCGCUAUUGCUCUGAUCAUUGCUUAUAUAUUCAAUGCACUUUUAUCGGAGAUAUUUGGACAUAUGCGCUUGUUCCUGUUUAGUGUGCUGGGAUAUUUUGUGUUAUUUGGAAGUUUCUCCGUCAUCCAUAAUCCUUGGUGGGCAUUGCCAUUGGAGUUCUUGGAAGGAGUUACCUACGGAACAGCCUGGUCGACUGCUGUCACUCAUUUGGCUGACGCUACGCCUCAAGCUGGUGCCGCUACAAUGCAAGGCAUCCUUCAGGGAAUUUAUUGGGGUCUUGGAGGAGGCUUGGGCGCCAUUUUUGGAGGAGUUCUUAUUGAUAAAUAUGGAGCUGUACCAUCUUUCCGUUUAGGGGCUGUUAUCUCAGCUUCGGUCUUGAUUGUCAGCGGCUGUAUUCAGGCUCGCAUUUCCCAAACAAAAGAAGAAGAACCGAAGUCAAACCGUUGUGUGGAACACGCAGUGAAAUAAACUUAACUAAAUAACUUUAUAAUCUUUAUAAUUAUCUACUGUAAAUAAC